AUGUGCUGUGUCGAGGUGGCGGACCCGGGACAGCAGCAGCGUCGGUGGCCGCUGGACGCCGGCGGCGAGGGCGCGGUGCCGGCGUCGAUGUCACCAUCGGCGGCGUCGUUGGCGCCGAUGCUGUCGCGGCGAAGGCAGGCGGAGGAGAUGACGGCGAUGGUGUCGGCGCUGGCCACGGUCGUGGCCGGCGGCGGCGGCGGCGUGUCGUUGCCGGCGAAGAGGCCGGCCGAGAGAGAGCCCGAGGGCGCCGCCGUGGAGGAGGCGUGGUGGUCGUACUGCAGCGAGCUCGGAGCCGCCGCACCGUCGUCGACGGCGGCGCCAUUUCCGGCCGAGUACGUCCCGGCGCACUCGCCUGCGUCUGCGUCUCCGGCGGCGACGUCGCGGCACCGUCGUGCGGUGGCGUCCGACGAGGAGGAGCUCCCGUCGCCGUCGUCGGGCGACUCCGGCGGCGGCACGCCGAGGAAGCGGUACAGGGGGGUGAGGCAGCGGCCGUGGGGGAAGUGGGCGGCGGAGAUCCGGGACCCGCACAAGGCGGCGCGCGUGUGGCUCGGCACCUUCGACACCGCCGAGGACGCCGCCCGCGCCUACGACGCCGCCGCGCUCGGCUUCCGCGGCAGCCGCGCCAAGCUCAACUUCCCCGAGUGCGCCACCCUCCCGCCGCCGACGCCGACGCCGGCAGCUCAGCGGCCUCCGCCACCUCCGCGGCCGGACGCGCUGCUGGAGUCGCAGGCGCUCUCUCCCGGCGCCGGCGGUGAUCCAUACUCUCAGUACGCCAGGUUCUUGCAAGGCGCCGGCGAGCCGCCGGCGGCGCUGUCCGGUGGCGCCCCGCAAAGAACGCCGCCGGCCACUACCCUGCUCUACAACUUCGGAGGAGAGGCGACCGCCUCCGCCACCUACCUCUGGCAACCGGAGAGCGGCGGCGGGAUUGAGUGGCCGACGACUUCGCCGGCGGCGUGGGCGGAGUACGGUUUCUACCCGCCGCCGCAGCGGCGGGACUCGGACACGUGACGCUGAUCCGAUUCCUGAGCGAGCGGACAGCGACGCUGACAGGUGGGGACCACGUUUUCCAGUAUCAGUCAACGGUCAACCUGAUGUUAGACGUGGCAUGCCACGAGUGCGGCGGUCAACGGGUUCAAACGGCACCGAAACGCCCCGUGAGAAAUAAAUGAUCGAAACCGACGCCACGUAUUGUGUUUAUCAAAUCAUUUUCAGGGCCACCGGCCACGAUUGCAAGAGUUGUAAACACGGGAAUUCUGUCGUUUGCAAACUACUAAUCCCUAUUGUUUGUUUGUUUUUCUUAGCAAAAUACUGUGUUCAUGUU
Messenger RNA from Oryza brachyantha (malo sina), 1321 nucleotides. RefSeq names its product ethylene-responsive transcription factor ERF110-like. The transcript is spliced from 2 exons. Gene Ontology annotation, molecular function: DNA binding; DNA-binding transcription factor activity. Gene Ontology annotation, biological process: ethylene-activated signaling pathway; regulation of DNA-templated transcription. Lineage: Eukaryota; Viridiplantae; Streptophyta; Magnoliopsida; Poales; Poaceae. The record is from RefSeq and is a predicted model, not a curated record. Bases 1 to 1008 code for a protein of 335 amino acids.